Drosophila busckii is the source of this 1225-nucleotide messenger RNA. RefSeq names its product radial spoke head 1 homolog (gene Rsph1). The transcript is spliced from 2 exons. Gene Ontology annotation, cellular component: cytosol. The coding region runs from base 19 to 1044 and encodes 341 amino acids. Lineage: Eukaryota; Metazoa; Arthropoda; Insecta; Diptera; Drosophilidae. The record is from RefSeq and is a predicted model, not a curated record.
ACUAUAUACAAGUUAAGUAUGAGCUAUACCGACGAGUCUGAAGAAUCAGCUCUAGAUUUUGGCGAGGAUGAAGAUGAAGGACCAAAUAUAGGCAAAUAUAUAGGCGGACGCAAUGCUGCAGGCCAGCGUCAUGGACGCGGCUGGGCUAUAUUGCCAAAUGGCGAUCAGUAUGAUGGUAAUUAUCGUAAGGGACGCCGUCAUGGCAUUGGACUUUAUGUCUUUCAAAAUGGUGCACGUUAUUAUGGGCAAUAUCGUUGUGGCACGCGCUGUGGUCGCGGCAUAUUCAUUUAUCCUGAUGGCUCUGUCUACGAGGGCAAUUGGCGCAAGCAUCUGAAGCAUGGCAUUGGACGUUACAAUUAUGCCAAUGGCGAUACUUACAUGGGUGAUUGGCACAAGGGCGAACGUCAUGGUGUAGGUGUUUACAGCUUCAAGGCUGACAAGGACAAUUGCUGCUUGUCAGUGCGUCUCAAGUCCACCUGGCACAACAAUGUGCGCAUGGGUCCAUUUGAGAUGUAUAUAGGCAAUGAUGACAAGUGCACCAUAUUGCAUGGCAUCUGGGAUAAUCUAUAUCCUACUGGACCGGCUGUCUUCAGCUUUGACAAUCGCUAUAUGCUGUUGGGCUACUUUUUGCCAGGCAAUUACAAAGAAAAGGUGGACACUGAUAUGCCUGAAAGUGAUUUCAAUGAAGUGGAGGAUGCUGAGGAGGAAGAAGGCGAAAUGAAGCCCACUAUAUGGUUUGCUCAGGAAAUGGCUGUCUAUGAUUACUCAUUGUUGCCGCAAGAGCCAGUGCCGUUGCCUAUAUCCGACUCGGAGCUAUCUGUCUGCUCAUUGACCACGGAGGCAAGUGCCCCCAGCGAGGAGAGAAUCAGUUAUUAUGGCGAGGGCGAAGAAGCCGAAAUGGAGGAAGGCGAAAUGGAGUGCUUCCCAUGCGAAUGCGAAUACGAUGAUCUCAGCGAGGUGGAAUCCGAUACCGAGCCUUGCAAAUUGGACACAACUCCUUGUGCCAUUGAGGUGCUCAAAGACCGUGAAUGCGGCGAUGUCUAAACAGUUAAAUAGUAGUUCUUAUUGUUGCUGUAAUUUUAAUUGUUUAAUGUAAAAACUACGCAGUAUAGUUGCUAAAACUAAUGCAGAAAAUAAACUAAAUCUAAACGAGAGGCAGUUAAGAAUUACAAUUGAAUUACAGUUGUUUUUUAUAUGCAAUGUUAAAAAUUAGCCAUCUAAUGCA